AUGCCAACAAUCAAGAGUAGAGGAUCACCCCCCAAGAAAACAAGACUCAAUAACGUCAAGAUUAUACCAGAUGACCAAAAGAUCUUCAAAGGUCUGAUCUUCUUCUUCUUUCCAAACAACGACAUAUCUCCCUUCAGGCGCCUGCGCAUUCAACGAGCACAGGAAUAUGGUGCCCGGUGGAGCCGAGCUUGGGCGGAUGAUAUCACCCAUGUGAUUCUUGACAAAGACCUGCAAUUCAAGGAUCUUCAAGUCCAUCUCAAAAUUGAAUCUUUGCCGGCGAGCGUCGCUCUUGUCAACGAAUCCUACCCAUCCGAGUGCAUUCAAUUUCGCUCAGUCCUCAAUCACUCACAACUUCGGUUCCGUGUUGAUAGGAGUCCACCAACUGCUCAGAAGGAAACAUCUCCAAUAGAAGCACCGCCACCCGAGUCGCUGACUUUGAAACCCCCACGGCGGGAGCAAAAGAAGUCCCCUGAAACCACGCAGUCUUCUAUUGACAGCAUCAUACCAGAAAGCGGCCUCGAGGGAGUGACAACCGAGCCAUCUAAAGCAACAACGGAAGAAGCAGGCACUGGCAGAGGCAGCUGGAGGCGUGAUGCCCUAGAUGACAUAAUUGAUGAAGCAAAGGCUACAAGUCAUCUGCCACUGGACGAGUUCCCAGAUGACGAGAAUGCUGUUGAUUCCGAUGUCGAAAGCUCCAGCUCAGAGGAGUCGAAUCCUAAAACAAAGAGACCAUCACCAAAAGAAGGGAAAGAGAAAAACGACUGGACGAAAGGCUUCGCCUGCAUGCAAAAGUUCGACCAGGAUGCAACCAUUCCUAACCCGAACAGUGGCACCAUUGACAUCCUCCAACAAAUGCUGGAUCAUUAUACCCGGAAUGCUGACCAGUGGCGAAUACUUGCAUACCGAAGGGCAAUCGCUGCCUUGCGGAAGCAAAAAACGAAGAUCGUAACCCGAGCACAGGCUCGGGCUAUACCCGGUGUGGGGGAACGAUUGGCUGACAAAAUUGAGGAAAUUGUCUUGACCAACCGUCUCCGUCGUCUGGAAAACGCGAAUAACAGCCCCGAGGACUUGUUAGUUCAAGAAUUUCUCGGCGUUUAUGGAGCUGGUCUCCAGCAGGCUUCAAAAUGGGUCGCUCAAGGAUACAGAUCCUUGACCGAUUUGCUAGAAAGGGCUCCUCUCAGCAAACAACAACGAAUCGGCGUGGAACGCUAUGACGAUUUUGCACAGAAAAUUCCCCGCAAGGAGGUUGAAGCCCAUGGUGCGAUUGUACGAAAGGCGGUGCAAAGUGUGGAUAAAGACAUGCAGGUGAUCAUCGGGGGCUCUUACCGCCGCGGGGCAGUCGCCUGCGGUGAUGUUGAUUGCCUCAUAACUAAACCAGGCGCCACGCUUGAACAAAUUCGCACAAUGGUGCUCGCGCUUGUCGUUCCCAAACUCUUCGGCAAUGGAUUUCUAAAAGCUAGUCUUGCUAUCUCGUCUCGUCACGAUGGUUCCAAGUGGCACGGUGCCUCUGCUUUGCCUGGCACUGACCUAUGGCGUCGUAUUGAUUUGUUAUUUGUUCCGGAUACGGAGAUCGGGGCGGCGCUGAUAUACUUCACGGGCAAUGAUAUAUUCAAUCGGAGUAUGAGAUUGCUGGCAAGAAAGAAGGGCCGACUGGUUGAGGGUCGGGAUGAGCGUCGGAUCUUUGCUGUGUUGGGCGUACCUUGGCGGCCUCCCGAGCACCGUAUCUGUUGA
Messenger RNA from Penicillium soppii, 1731 nucleotides. Its product is annotated as DNA-directed DNA polymerase IV. Bases 1 to 1731 code for a protein of 576 amino acids. Gene Ontology annotation, cellular component: nucleus. NCBI's taxonomy places the organism in Eukaryota, Fungi, Ascomycota, Eurotiomycetes, Eurotiales, Aspergillaceae. Gene Ontology annotation, molecular function: DNA-directed DNA polymerase activity; DNA binding. The record is from RefSeq and is a predicted model, not a curated record. Gene Ontology annotation, biological process: double-strand break repair via nonhomologous end joining. The transcript is spliced from 5 exons.